Messenger RNA from Clupea harengus (Atlantic herring), 6122 nucleotides. It is a transcript of the gene gba2, whose product is annotated as glucosylceramidase beta 2. Gene Ontology annotation, cellular component: membrane. Gene Ontology annotation, biological process: carbohydrate metabolic process; glucosylceramide catabolic process; central nervous system development. The record is from RefSeq and is a predicted model, not a curated record. Gene Ontology annotation, molecular function: glucosylceramidase activity; beta-glucosidase activity. NCBI's taxonomy places the organism in Eukaryota, Metazoa, Chordata, Actinopteri, Clupeiformes, Clupeidae.
GUCUCAUAAUUUGGUGUAGUCUCGAACAGGGGGUGACUACUUGUUUCAUGUUCGCCUGGGCGGAGUGAUAUCCAUGCCAUUCAUAGGGUGGGAUGGGAAGGCUGCAGGAAAUGUGAAACGUAGAUAGGAAUAUGCAAUAGAGGCACUGAGAAAAUAAGACUAGAAAACAAUGCCGUUCGGUUACAGUAAACAUUUGUGGUCCCGUCACUAACUUACUAGUCGACAAGAAAUGGAACAUCCGUAUACAAUCAGCGGUAAACCCCAUCAGAGCAGGAACACAGAUAAAGGGAUCCCAAGGCCGGCUGGGCAGUAACUUGCCUGGACUACAAAUGAGUUUAUAACGUUUGUCACUUUAGCUUGCCAACGUUUCGCUACGCAUUGGAAAGAGAGGAAUUGAACGAUGGAGUCAUCAGACCAGACGUCUACUGCUGAACUGAUGGGCCGCUAUGUCUCAUCGGAGUUGGGAUACAAGGUGCCGAAAGAGGGAUGGAGGAUCUGCCUGGCGCAUGAGUUUAAAGAGAAGAGGAAGCCUUUCCAGGCCAAAGAUGUAUCGCUCUCCAACAUCAUGGAGCACGUCGGCCUUGGAAUCAGGUAUCUGAUAUGGUGGUAUAAAAAGACCCAGGUGGAAAAGAAGGCGCCAUUCAUAGAUAUGUUCCGUGCCUUGCCUCUGCGACAGAUUUAUGGUGCUCCACUGGGCGGUAUUGGAGGAGGUACCAUUACACGUGGCUGGCGGGGGGAGUUUUGCAGGUGGCAGCUUAACCCUGGAAUGUACCACUACAAAACUGUGAUGGUUAACCAGUUUACGGUGUGCCUGCGUCGGGGGGGUCAGACGGUCUACCAGCAGGUGCUGAGCGUGGAGCACCCCCCGGCCCUGCAGGGCUGGAACUGGGGCUUCUGCGGGGAGUACGCCUUCUACCACGCCCUGUACCCCCGCGCCUGGACCGUCUACCACCUGCCUGGUCAGAACGUCACACUCACCUGCCGACAGGUGUCCCCCAUCAUCCCGCAUGACUACAAGGACUCCAGUCUCCCAGUGGGAGUGUUUGUGUGGGAUGUGGAGAACAAGAAUGACUACGAUCUGGACGUGUCCAUCAUGUUUACAUUGCUCAACGGUUCCGGCCACAAGGACGACAAGGGCGGUGGACACUGGAAUGAACCAUUCCAUCUGGAGAAGGAGGGGGAGGCUGUGUCAGGCGUGUUGCUGCACCACUGCACACCUACAAACCCCUACACACUCUGUAUGGCAGCCAGGGAACAGUCUGGUCGGGAGGUGAGUUAUCAGACUGCGUUCAGCCCAAAAGGGACGUGCAGUGCCCUGUGGACGGAUCUCAUCUCCGAUGGACGCCUGGACUCACCAACAGGAUCCAGUCCCCCCACACAGAAGGGGGAGAAGGUUGCUGCUGCACUGGUGGCCAAAUGUUUGGUGUCGGCGCACGGACACAACAGCCUGGAGAUGAGUCUAACCUGGGACAUGCCUCUCAUACAGUUUGGCUCCAGAGAAAGAAAACACAGCAGGAGAUACACGCGAUACUUUGGCAGCGAGGGAAACGCCGCACCUGAGCUCUCUCUCUACGCUCUCACCCACUACAGAGACUGGGAGAAGGCCAUUGAAGAGUGGCAGAGACCAGUCCUGCAGGACAGCUCCCUACCCUCCUGGUAUAAGUCAGCUCUGUUUAAUGAGCUCUACUUCGUGGCGGACGGUGGCACGGUCUGGGUGGAACUUCCAGAGGAUGCUGAUGUCAGUGGUGGUCUCCGUAGCAAUGAAGGGGGUCUCCCAGCCCAGCCACCUGUCGUUAAGGAGUAUGGCCGCUUCGCCUACCUUGAGGGACAGGAGUACAGGAUGUAUAACACGUAUGAUGUGCACUUCUAUGCAUCCUUCGCCCUCAUCAUGCUGUGGCCCAAACUUGCUCUCAGCCUGCAGUAUGACAUUGCUGGCAGUGUGGUGCAGAGUGACCCCACAGAGAGGCUUGUCCUAAUGAGUGGCCGCCACUCGGCAGUUAAGACCCGCAAUGUCGUCCCCCAUGACAUCGGAGACCCAGAUGAUGAGCCAUGGACACGCGUAAACGCUUACCAGAUCCAUGACACAGCCGACUGGAAGGAUCUCAACCUGAAGUUCGUGCUGCAGGUGUACCGAGACUUCCACCUGACACAGGACUCGCAGUACCUUUCCGACAUGUGGCCCGUCUGCCAGGCGGUGAUGGAGUCAGAGAUGAAGUUUGACCGCGACGGCGAUGGGCUCAUUGAGAACUCGGGCUACGCAGACCAGACCUAUGAUGGCUGGGCCGUCACUGGACCUAGUGCCUACUGUGGGGGUCUGUGGCUGGCAUCGGUGUGCAUGAUGUGCAAAAUGGCACGUGUGCUGGGCAGUGAAGACGUGUACCUACGCUACAGAGACGUGCUGGACAGAGGCAGCGCUGCCUUUGACAAGCUGCUGUGGAACGGCCAGUACUACAACUACGACAGCAGUGGGCGGUGCUUGUCCAACAGCGUGAUGUCGGACCAGUGUGCUGGCCACUGGUUCUUACGAGCCUCUGGACUGGGAGAAGGAGAGUUCCAGGCCUUUCCCCAGCAGAAGAUACAGAGUGCUCUGAAAUCGGUGUUUGACCUGAAUGUGAUGAAGUUUGCCAGUGGGCAGAUGGGCGCGGUAAACGGUAUGCGGCCUGAGGGAGUGCCAGACCGAUCCAGCGUCCAAUCGGAUGAGGUGUGGGUGGGUGUCGUUUAUGGGCUGGCUGCCACCAUGAUCCAUGAGGGAAUGGUAGAAGAGGGCUUGCGGACGGCUGAGGGCUGCUACAAGACUGUGUGGGAACGUCUGGGCAUGGCCUUCCAGACCCCCGAGGCGUACUGUGAGAAGGGGAUCUAUCGCUCCCUGGCCUACAUGCGACCGCUCAGCAUCUGGGCUAUGCAACUGGCACUGGAGAACCGCACAGCACGGACCAAACAUGCCCAGAAAGACGAAGGUGCCCAAGAGAUCCCAGAUCAGAAUGAACAUGCCCAAGAGGAACUUAACCAUUAAGUCAAGACGCCAGCUAGAUUUUCCGAAAUGAUUGUACAGUGAUUAGUCAUGCACAGACAGACACACACACACACACACACACACACACACACACACAGAAGUAUAUAUGCAUGAAUGGAGACGUACUGUUAGGGUGCAAACUAAACCGCACGCCGUUCCCAGUUAGGGCCCUAUAUACCUUAUUUCCACAUUAGCAUUACAGACUCAAACUAGAUUUCAGGAUAGAUUUACAUUUCUAUAUUCUUAAUGACUAUGCACUUGAUCAUCCUAGGGAUUUACACAUUUCAUACACACAGUGUGAAACAUCAAUAAAGGCACACAUUAACACACACACACGCGCAAACCAAGCUCGUCUUUCAUGACUUCUAUUUUAUGGGAAUUGAAUUACACGCAAACACACACACACAUCCUUACGUCUACUUGACUCUCUUGACCUGCAAAUACCCACUAAAAACUUUAAAGUUCUUGCACUUGAGACAAUCUAUGGGACGCCACUGUCCAUAUGAUGCAACUGGACUCGGGAUCAGCCGCUCAACUGUUGCUCCCUCAGACUCAAGAAUUUUUUCGCUUCAGGUUAUAUACUCUGCCAGUGAGCGAGUGAAAACCACCGACCGUGACCAUCCUGUUUACACCUUUGAGAAGAGAGGACCACAGCAGAAGAGAGGAAGAACACACUUGUUUUUAUAGUUGCACUUAAUGAAAACAUGAAUAGGAAGAGAGAAAGCAAGAGUGCUGCAUUUCAAAGUACUUGGAAUUGAAGUGUACUUGGUUCAUUUGUUUUUGUUUGUAGUAGUACUUCUCAUAUUUGUUACCAGUUUUUUUUUUUUUAAUUAAUGUUUUGGCGGCUCUGAGUGUGCCUGCCUGUGUGAUGAAGCAUUUAAGCCUGUAAUGUACACAAUCUUUUACUGAGAUGACAAUUACCACAACAUUAAAGACUCGCUGGGAAGGCAAGAGAAGUUCACUCUGUGAACAUUAGCAGUAAUCAGAAAACUAUUGCUGUAACUGAGAGCAUUUUCAUACAUUAUGAGUGUCCUCUGGGGCUGUUGUAGUACUAAUUCAGCAUAGUUAAAACUCCGCAGGGUCUGAUAAGAAUCAAUAUGUGGUGCCAGAUUUGAUUUUGGCACUGGCAUGACAAGAGCUCACAAAUGUGGAGACAACUUGUUGAAAAGGAGGGCAACCAACACUAACAAGGCUAAACAUUUUAAGAGGAAAACAUUGGUGCAUGCCCAGUGAGCAAGUCAAUGCGAAGAAUAAAGAUUUUUUUUUGCCUUAUUUGAGUGCUGUGGAAAAACCAAUGUUCACACUGUUUAUGUCAGAUUCAAAUGCGGGUUCAAGUGAUUUACUUUCAAUAUCUUUGACAAUCCUAUAAAGAAUUAAGGAUCUCUCCCCAUUCAUUUCAAUAGGAGCCUGAUAUCUCCCCAUUCAUUUAGAUAGGAGCCUGAUCUCUCCCCAUUCAUUUCAAUAGGAGGUUGAUCUUGUUUGCCUGAAAUAGCUGCCCGGAGGCGUUGCCAAGAUGACUGCCAAGUAGCGAGACUUGUCUAUAAGGACUUUGGCUAAACCAACUGACUUUUCUUCUAGACAUUUUCAAAAGUUAUUAAUUCAGUAAUCUCUGCCACCCUCAUUUCACCAUGGUUGUCCUCAGACAGACAUUACAUCUGGGUUGGCUAAGUGAGACUGCGAUUUUAGUAAAAACGAAUACACCCAAUUCAGUUUCCCUUCACACUCUGCUACUGUAAUGUGUUUUUUUUUUUUUUUUACUCUUCCUGGUUCCUCUUCUACACGCAGCGCGAUGGGGUUUUAACCUACAACCCACACAAUGGUUUGAGAGUGACUUUGGUUUAUUAGCGCUGUAUGUGUCUUGCGUCUUCUUGAAGCACCAAGUCCGUUGUUAAAGGCUGAGGGUUGUUUGGACUUGACCCUACAAGCUACUGAUUUGUCUUUUUAAAAGGGGUUUGCAAACUUAAACGAUAACUUUGUCAGAUGCUACUUUCAUCUAGGCUUGCAUCCAACAGCAGAACGUCCUAUGUGUUAUGAUCAUAGUUUGUUUGCAGUUAUUUAGUAAUUUCUAGUAUGACUCAUCUGGGAAUUGUUGAUUUCUUGAGAUAAAAGUGCAUGUUCCGUUCUGUGUGUUUAAUUCACUGUACCCUUAUUUAGUUACCAAGAACUGUGCUGCAGAGCUGAGUGUUAAGUUGGCAAAGAAUUGUUAUGAGUUAAACUGUUAAGUGAAUAUUGCCACAAGAAAAUGCCUUUAGAGGUAACUGAUAUUGACAAAAAAAAUGGCCAGGCACUAUAUAGAAACAUUUAUUUAUGACCAAGGUAUAGUUAAAGCCGUAGAUAAUACUGGCUAAACAACAGGUAUAGUGGUGGCGUAGAGUGUAAUACUUGUGGGGUUUUUUUUUUGCUGAGGAAUAACUAUUGUGACAUCACAGCCCGGCUAGCUCAGUCGGUAGAGCAUGAGACUCUUAAUCUCAGGGUCGUGGGUUCGAGCCCCACGUUGGGCGCAAAACUUUUCCUCAACCCGUUCACAGAAAACCACAUUCUUGUCUGAAACCAUGGUGACGAUUUAUACCAGAGUUCGCCCCAUUGUGGCUUUUGUACAGGAGCAAUUGUGUGUAAUUUUUUAAUUGUCUGUUUGAGGUAUUUCAACAGAUAUAGUUAAGUGCAGUUAAACUAAACUAAUUGGCUGUAACUCAUCAAGAGAGUUACAGAGAGGUACAUUCUAAGGUAUUUCAUAUUCAUCUGAAUUACAAAAGGGCAACACUGGUGUGUUUUUUUUUAUUAUUUUUUUUUAUGGCCACUGAGCUGUCACACCAUAUCUUAGGGCAACAUUUUUGUCAAUUAUGUGCUAAUUUUAAAUCUGUGGGUUUGAGUUCUCAAGUGUCUUUAAAGGGCAUGAAUCUUGUCCCAAACAAAAUAUCAACAACAAGGCUCUUGUGGUUGUAGCAAUGUGUCACAUUCUUUGGUCCCUAUCCAAACUUUUACUGCAGAUCCCUGUGGGAUCGGAGAUGAUGUGAUUUUUUUCCAAUCUCACACCAGCCCGGCUAGCUCAGUCGGUAGAGCAUGAGACUCUUAAUCUCAGGGUCGUGGGUUCGAGCCCCACGUUGGGCGC